AUGAGCGAAGGUGCUCAGCAUGCUCCUCAGGAGUUUUGGAAAAGACCAAAACGUUAUCAAUAUAUCACCCUCACGAACGGGAAUUUGCUGGUAAGCCUUGACCAAAUCGAUUUUGCUGAAAAUAGACGAUCCUACGAGGUUCUGACUAAAAUUAGCAAUGUGGCGGACCGGAUAGCGGUGUUAAUGCACGAUAAUCGCCACAAGGUCGCCACCCGUCCUGCCCUUUUCGCGCCAUGUGAAGUGGUGACGCCCAGGGGCUGUUUGAAGGUCAAGCUGUACCACAGGAUACCAUUUCCUUGA
Molecule: messenger RNA, 300 nt
Organism: Pieris macdunnoughi
Lineage: Eukaryota; Metazoa; Arthropoda; Insecta; Lepidoptera; Pieridae
Source: the annotation of a GenBank genome assembly